AUGGCAGGACUCGUUUCCGCCGCGAACCUUGGAGGUGUUGCAGACCCUCGCUUAGGGAAUGAAGCAGAUAUCAUUGGAACUUCCAAGGAGCAUUCUGACGCUCCUCCAAUUUACGAUGUACAUAGUGGCAUCCCUCCACCAGUGAUUCAAGGUUCAAAGUCGAUCUACUUGGACUCUUCUAUUACCUUUGAGAAUUAUCGUUACUGGGCAAUUCGCUCCCGCGAAGUUGAGAAGCACAUACGUACUGAUAACAAGGGCCUUUCAGUGUGGAAGAAUAAGUUAUUGAGAAGGAAAAUCACGGAUGGUAAUGAUGCGCCUACCGCACCAUCCACCCCUCCAGGCCAAUCCGAGAAGACCAACGCCGACGUCUCAUCCGACCCCCCGAACAGUCAGGCAUGUGACAACUAUGGUGUCAGCGAGCAGGAAUGGGAAACAGCCCAGAGAGCUGCCCGUACUGCCACCUGGGGUUCCGUUUUCUACCUGAUCACCACCGAUAUAUUGGGUCCCAAUAAUGUGCCCUAUGCAAUCAGUCGAAUGGGAUAUGGACCUGGAUUUGCACUAUAUACUGUAUUAGGAGGAUUCGCUCUCUACUCUGGUAUGCAGCUCUGGAACAUCUUCGUCGGUCUCGAUUCUACUCGCUUCCCCAUGCGCAAUUACGGUGAUAUGGCCUUCAGGAUUUUCGGGAAGUGGGCUCAGUUCCUUGUCAACAUCCUUCAAAGCUUCCAAUUCUUCCUCAACGUCACCUUGUUGAUCGUCAGUAAUGGCCAAGGUUUGGCGCAGAUGGUUGCCGGUGUCAACAACACUGGUGGAUUCCUCUGCUUCAUCGCUGCGGAGGUUAUCUUCAUGGUUAUUGGAUUUGUCCUUGGACAGAUUCGUACCUUGCAAAAUCUGGGCUGGCUGGCGAACUUAGCAAUUUGGCUGAACAUCAUUGUUAUCAUCACGACCAUGGCCGUUGUGUACGAAUUUCCUCCCAAUUACAGCGCUGUUGAGACCAGUUUCGGCAUUACGAAGGGACCUAUCGUCACAAGUGCUGGCUGGCCUAGCGGAUAUAAACUUGAAGACAACGUCAAUGCUAUGAUGAACGCCGUAUUUGCAUAUGGUGGUGCCACUCUAUUCACCGAACUCAUGGCUGAAAUGAGACGUCCUUAUGACUUCUGGAAGGCCAUGAUCUGUGCGGAGAUCUUCAUCUAUGUCUGCUACCUCGUCAACGGAAUGGUCGUCUACCAUGCUCAAGGACAGUUUGUCUACAACCCUGCAUACGAGGGUAUUCCUAACACCUCUGCUGCCGCCUACCGUUACCAGACGCUUGGUAACGCUCUUUCCUUCAUUACCGGUGUCAUUGCCGCCCUGCUGUACGGAAACAUUGGUAUCAAGGUCUUUUAUUCUGCUGUCUGCCAUGAUAUCUUCCAUUUCCCCCCUCUCGAAAAGCGCAUCGGCAAGUGGAUUUGGGUUGUUUUGGUUCCAAUCUACUGGAUUCUCGCCUGGAUUGUCGCCGGCGCUAUCCCCCAAAUCUCCAAUCUAUCGUCUUUCGUUGGCGCUGCCUGCAUCUUGCAGUUCUCCUAUACCUUCCCUCCUAUCCUUCUGGUUGGAUACCAUGUGCAGAGAGAUGCCAUUCUUCCCGAGGAAGAGUUUGACCCAGUCACUGGUGUGGCUCAGCGAGUUGACAGUGGUUUCAAGCGCUGGGUCCGUGGCUACAAGAAGCGCUUCUUGUGGAAUACCUUCGAUGUGUUCUACUGUCUUGCCGCACUUUCUCUGGCUGGACUGGGCAUCUGGGCCUCGGUCAUAUCUAUGAAUACGUCCUUCAACAGCGGUCGUCUGACGUCCUUCACCUGCGCUAACCCUGCUAGCUAA
Penicillium taxi is the source of this 1851-nucleotide messenger RNA. RefSeq names its product putative amino acid transporter. The record is from RefSeq and is a predicted model, not a curated record. NCBI's taxonomy places the organism in Eukaryota, Fungi, Ascomycota, Eurotiomycetes, Eurotiales, Aspergillaceae. Gene Ontology annotation, biological process: amino acid transmembrane transport. The transcript has 2 exons. Gene Ontology annotation, molecular function: amino acid transmembrane transporter activity. Gene Ontology annotation, cellular component: vacuolar membrane. The coding region runs from base 1 to 1851 and encodes 616 amino acids.